Messenger RNA from Pocillopora verrucosa, 1491 nucleotides. NCBI's taxonomy places the organism in Eukaryota, Metazoa, Cnidaria, Anthozoa, Scleractinia, Pocilloporidae. The record is from RefSeq and is a predicted model, not a curated record.
UUGACAGAUGUUACUUCAAAUCGAGUACCGAUUUGCAAUCGUCUUGUUCUUAGCGGCAAAGACAGCUGAAGGAGCCGAAAAUGGUGUUUUCUUUCAAAUCAAAGAAAAUAUAUUUUUCAGCUUUGGAGAAGAAAGCCUUUUGUGGUCGGGAACGGGUUCUUUGCUUUCCUGUUCUGUUUUGUGUAUGAGGCAAGCCUCUUGCAGAAGUGUAAACUUUCUGGAAAACGCCGGACUUUGUUAUUUUCUUCGCGACGAAGUGCAAACAAAUUCAGCAACUGGGCGGCUUUUAGAGCGGGAUGGCUCUUUCUAUUUAAAAAAGGUAUUUCACGUUGAUUUUUUCACAUCUGUAAACCCGCAAAAAAACAUGACGCAAAAACUCGGAAGUUCAAGCCAGCAUUCAGUAGUAGGUCACUCGUGCCAGACCCUCCACAGGACGAAUCCUACUUCAAACUCUGGUGUCUAUUGGAUUGAUCCUUUUGGUGGAUCUCGGGCCAACGCUUUCAGGGCUUACUGUGAUAUGGAGACUGAUGGAGGAGGCUGGACACUAGUAUGGAGCUAUUCCUUUACUAAUUACAGUCAUUUUAACAGUAAAUCGAAUGCGAUCACUCCGAGGCCAAACUGGCCGGUGAGAUCUGAAGUAGAUGUUCUUAUCUCCACGACUCCUCCAUUAAAUGAAACAGACUACAACGCCAUGAACUUCUCACUCUGGAAACAACUCGGCAGACAGGUGCUCAUUAAGAGCAACAUAAACAACUGGCUGGUGUGUCAUCCGGGAAAUGGCAGCUUGGUUGAUUGGCAGGAAGGUGAUGUAAACUGUACGAUCAUCAAACACGUGACUGACCCAAGUCACGAAGUGGUCCCCUCUAAGUUUUCACCUGACCAACAAAAUCGGUAUGGACCGCUGUUCUAUGUGAGUGAGCACUCGCGUGGCUUUUAUUACUAUUUUGACGGUUACACAGGAAAGCAUUGGCCUACCCAUGAUCCUCUGGGAACAAAUAAGCCCAACCAAAAGAAAAAUGUUGCUGAUCCACAUGGCAACAUUUUUAUUCGGGCCGAGUAGCAAAGACAUAAUAACAAACUCUUGCACACAAAUACUUCAAGAGGUGAUUAAAUUCUUAAAACUUGAUUGCAUUACCCGGAAAAUCAUUACAUUACCUGGCAAACAAAUGACGAAAAUCAAUCAACGUAUCAGCUAGAUGGUGUUAUUCUGAUAGAACUCUUAACUCCUAGCGAUACUUUUUCACUGAAAACAAGUUGGACUGGAAAGAAGAAUUUCGGAUCAGAUUUUAGAAGCUAAAGGUUCACGCUUGAUUCGCUCCUAUGAGAUGAGCACGAGCGAGAUCUCCUACUUUGCGGAACACUCUAUAGAGAACAUGCGCCAAUUGGUAACGCAAUAAAAAAUGUGUAACGCAAAACAACAUUUAGUUUUCUGAAAGACAGUACAGUUAACACUCUAAACGUUAAAACUGAUGUUAAUCUGCACAGGAUAUC